Populus trichocarpa (black cottonwood) is the source of this 3307-nucleotide messenger RNA. Its product is annotated as ATP-dependent DNA helicase At3g02060, chloroplastic. Lineage: Eukaryota; Viridiplantae; Streptophyta; Magnoliopsida; Malpighiales; Salicaceae. The transcript is spliced from 14 exons. Bases 149 to 2608 code for a protein of 819 amino acids. Gene Ontology annotation, biological process: DNA repair. The record is from RefSeq and is a predicted model, not a curated record. Gene Ontology annotation, molecular function: nucleic acid binding; ATP binding.
CAUUUGAUGCUGUCUUAAACCUCUCCAAGACCUCCAGUGAUUGGCUAUCUAUCUCCUCUUCUAACCACUGACGAAAACACACAUGUCCCAAUUCUUCAACUGAACUGAAACACACACGUCCUCCUCCUCCCUCGUAUCUUCAAGUUCAAUGGCUUCUCUUGACAUCUCCACACCUCUUAUCUUCAAGCUCAACUCCUCUGCUAAGCCGCGGAAGCUUUUCUCUUUGAAGUAUCCUUGUCGCCACAAGCACAGACCAUCGUUUUCCCUCACCAAUGCCGCCCACACCCAAACGGCACUUCCCUUCUCCAGCCGUACCACCACCCCAAAAUACAAGAUUGAGUCGGAGCAGGACCCCAUCUCCAUCCUCAACGAGAGAAUUCGGCGCCAACACCAUGGGAAGAGAGAGGGCUCAAACUCGAAGCCCAUAAUGGACUCUGAGGAGGCUGAUCAGUACAUACAGAUGGUGAAAGAGCAGCAGCAGAGAGGAUUGCAGAAGUUGAAAGGCGACAGGGUAGCAAAAGAAGGGGAUGUUUUCAGUUACAAGGUGGACCCUUAUACGCUUAGUUCCGGGGAUUAUGUUGUGCAUAAGAAGGUGGGAAUUGGGAGGUUUGUUGGGAUUAAGUUUGAUAUGUCAAAGGGUUCUUCCGAGGCUAUUGAAUAUGUGUUCAUUGAAUAUGCUGAUGGGAUGGCUAAGCUUCCUGUUAAGCAAGCUUCUCGCAUGCUUUAUCGAUAUAAUCUCCCGAAUGAUACGAAAAAGCCUCGGACCUUGAGCAAAUUGAGCGACAAUGGUGCCUGGGAAAGGAGAAAGACGAAAGGAAAGGUUGCAAUACAGAAAAUGGUGGUUGACUUAAUGGAGCUGUAUUUACAUAGGCUAAAACAAAGGAGACCUCCCUACCCAAAGACUCCUGCCAUGGUUGACUUUUCUGCUCAGUUUCCUUACGAACCCACACCAGAUCAGAAGCAGGCUUUCAUUGACGUCAUGAGGGAUUUAACCGAGAGAGAAACUCCAAUGGACCGAUUAAUUUGUGGAGAUGUUGGGUUUGGUAAAACAGAAGUUGCUUUACGUGCCAUCUUUUGUGUUGUCUCAGCUGGAAAACAAGCUAUGGUUUUAGCACCAACAAUUGUUCUAGCCAGACAGCAUUUUGACGUUAUUUCAGAACGCUUUUCCAAGUAUCCCCAUAUCAAGGUUGCGCUUCUGAGUCGGUUUCAGAGUAAAGCAGAGAAAGAGAUGUACUUGGAAAUGACUAAACAUGGUCAUUUGGACAUUAUCGUGGGAACUCACUCACUUCUUGGAAGUCGUGUUGUGUAUAACAAUCUAGGUCUUCUUGUGGUGGAUGAAGAACAGAGAUUUGGUGUCAAACAGAAGGAGAAAAUCGCUUCAUUCAAAACUUCAGUCGAUGUUCUUACUCUCACUGCAACUCCUAUACCUCGGACACUUUAUUUAGCAUUGACUGGAUUUCGGGAUGCGAGUUUAAUUUCAACUCCACCUCCAGAAAGAGUUCCUAUAAAGACUCAUCUGUCAGCAUACAGUAAAGAGAGGCUAAUAUCAGCGAUCAAAUAUGAGCUGGACCGUGGUGGUCAAGUAUUUUAUGUCUUGCCUCGUAUUAAAGGGCUGGAAGAAGUGAAGGAUUUCCUUGAACAAUCAUUUUCAAAUGUUGAAAUAGCUGUUGCACAUGGGCAGCAAUACUCAAAGCUGCUAGAGGACACCAUGGAGCAAUUCGCACAAGGUGAAAUUAAGAUUCUUAUAUGCACAAAUAUAGUAGAAAGCGGGCUUGAUAUUCAAAAUGCAAAUACCAUCAUAAUUCAGGAUGUUCAACUAUUUGGUCUAGCUCAAUUGUAUCAGUUGCGUGGAAGAGUGGGCAGGGCAGAUAAGGAAGCUCAUGCGCAUUUAUUUUACCCUGACAAGUCAAUGUUAACUGAUCAAGCGCUGGAGAGGCUAGCAGCUCUAGAAGAAUGCCAAGAACUUGGCCGAGGUUUCCAACUUGCAGAGAGAGACAUGGGUAUAAGAGGCUUUGGUACCAUCUUUGGUGAGCAACAGACCGGGGAUGUUGGGAAUGUUGGAAUUGAUUUCUUCUUUGAAAUGCUUUUCGAAAGUUUGUCCAAGGUUGACGAGCACCGUGUAAUUUCAGUUCCUUACCAGUCAGUACAGGUUGAUUUAAAUAUAAACCCUCAUCUCCCUUCUGACUACAUAAAUUCCCUGGAGAACCCCAUGGAAAUUAUUAAUGAAGCUGAGAAAGCUGCAGAGACAGAUAUUUGGAGUUUAAUGCAAUUUACAGAAAAUUUGCGUUGCCAAUAUGGAAAAGAGCCUUGCUCUAUGGAAAUUCUAUUGAAGAAGCUUUACAUUAGGAGAAUGGCAGCAGAUAUUGGGAUAAUGAGAAUUUACGCAUCUGGAAAGAUGGUUGGCAUGGAAACAAAUAUGAGUAAAAAGGUUUUUAAGCUGAUGGCAGAUUCAAUGUCAUCUGAUAUCCACAGAAACUCUUUGGUUUUUGAUGGAAACCAAAUAAAGGCUGAACUUCUUCUGGAGCUACCGAGAGCGCAACUGCUAAAUUGGGUCUUUCAAUGCAUAGCAGAACUUCAUGCUUGCCUGCCUGCCCUUAUAAAAUACUAGUAUUGCUUGCUCUGCAGAAUUAGCUCUUCCAUCAACUUUCCCUUUUGCACAGUGUCAUCAGUGAUUCUUGAAGAGGUGAAACAAGAAUGCAUAACUCCAUGUUUCAUUACACUCCGAUCUAAACCGCUCGGUUGCAGAAGCUGUAUUAUAUCCAAGUCAUGGCAGGUGGUUGGGAUUGUACUGAGGUACUGUUAUGUCAAGGUGAGUCACAGAAGCUGUAUUAUAUCCAAGUCAUGGCAGGUGGUUGGGAUUGUACUGAGGUACUGUUAUGUCAAGGAUAUAAUGGUUGGAUUUAGCUGUUCUCGCCGAUACAAAGAGCAGUUUUCUCACAGAGAAGACACAACGUAUCGGCAAUGAUGACAAGUAUCAUACCAUCCGUUCAGCAUGACCAAGAUGAACAAUAUGAAUUCAGCAAGGGGAUAGAACUCUGCUCAUUUUCCAUGCCAUUACCUCGAAGAAGCUUCCCUAUUGUUUUGCAGAACCUGGUGGGUGCAUAAGGAAUCAUUAAUGGUAUUAACUACAUCUUAGCAUGUAUUUUUGAGAAAUGCAAGAUACAAGGAUGGAUGGUUUCGUUGUUGUUUACAGGUGAUUUAGCGAAACAUUAUAUUCCUUUCAGAAAUCCUUUGUCCCUUUGAAAAAGUUCAGCGGUAUUUAAAGUUAAUUUUUAAUAUAUAAAAAAAAGGGUAGAUACUGAAGUUA